CGUCCUCCAGCUGCGCCAGGGCUGUUGGGGAUGGGGAGCUGUCUCCGCUGGCGCUGACGACCAGGGUUAUAACACUGCAGUUUUCUUUCACGACGUGAGCUGCAGAUAUGGCAGGCAUACGGAGGAAGAACGGGAAAUACCAGUGCCUGAGCCCCGCCGUCAGCUGUUCCCGUCUGCGUCAGGUACAGGCUUUAUUGAGUGAUGCCAGCAAAUGCAGACCAGAUGGGAUCUUGUGUAUACUGGGCAUUGACAGCAGAUACAAUGAAGGAUGCAGCGAACUGGCCAACUACCUGUUCUUUGGCUUGUACAACCAGACAAACCUGGACCUGGAGCAUUCAGAGUUCCCAGAGGAGGUUCUCGAUGACGUCAUUCUGCUAAUUAAGGCAGAGAGUGUCCACCUGUACUGCAAUCCUGUGAAUUAUAGCUCCCUGCUGCCGUAUGUGGGCCACUGGAGAAACCUGCACUUCCACUGCAUGACUGAGACUGAGUACGAAGAUGAGGAGGCGGCGGAGGAGUUCAAAAUCUCCAGCUUUGUGAACAUGGUUCAGGACUGCAGCCGCAUCGGAGUGCCUUACAGCUCUCAGGGACACAUUCAGAAGUUCGACAUGUUUGUCGUAGAGAAGUGGCCGAUCAUCCAGGCCUUUGCCCUUGAAGGAAUCGGUGGAGGUGGUUUCUUUACAAUGAAACAUAAGCUGAUUGAUGUGAGCGAGACACUCUGGCAGAUUUACAGUAAAGUGGACCCCGUUGCCCUGGAGAUUCUGCUUACAGAGGGUCUGGUGACCUUUGAAAAACAGUGGUUCAGCUUCUACUCCAGCUUUGACAUUGAAAGCCAUUCAUCCAUCCUGGAGCUGUCUGAAGCACAGGCUGGGGAGCCCUUCCGCAGUUAUUUCUCACAUGGCCUGAUUUCUAGCCGCAUCACUGAUAAAAGUAAAAGCAGGCAGCCCUUUUUGCUGUUUGGGAGCCACUCUACCAGAGAUGACCUGAACAACUACUGUUUCACCUUUCCUUCAGAGGUUCACCAGGUCAGAAACACUGGGCCUCAAGGAACUGCUGCCAAACACAUGGUAGUUCAAUGUGUGGCACCCAAAGGACCCCUGGCGUGUGCACGGACCUGCUUCUUCGGAACCACUCAUGUACCAUACCUGGGGAAUGACAAUGAGCAAAACAAGAAAACUGAGCUUAUGGUUGUGUCUCAGAUUUACGAAGCUGCAGUGCAGGCGGUGCUGGCUGGCAUCAAGUGCUUUUCUUGCACCUUCAGUCUGGCAAAGGCAAAGGAUCUUGCAGAGCAGACAUUCCAGUUGUCCUUGGACUUGCAUUCCCUAUCCCAGUAUAAAAAAGCUCUCAGAUCUAAAAUUUUGUUUGACAUUCAAGCUGUGAAUAAUGUUGGAAGGUGCAUUCCUUUAGAAAAUGAAGACAGUCAUUUCUUAGUGAAAACUGCAUCUUUGACAGUGUACGACAUUCCAGAUCUGCUGGGUGGGAGAGGGACCCUGGGCUCUGUGGUUUUCUCUGAAUCGUUUUUGGAGUCCAAUAUAUGCAUUCAAGAGCAAGAUGGCAGUGUGUCCUCAGACAGCUGUUUUGUGGUGUUGACAGCAGCUAUUCCCCAAUACAUCUCUUGGCUAGUAGAGGACACUGAUGUUAAACUGUCAGAACAGGCGCAGCUGCUGCUGAAGGUGGACGGGGAGACGUGCCUGGGCAGUCCCCUCUCCACUGGGGAGACAGCGGUGAUCUGCUCCAGCAGCCUGCUUGCUACGCCUCAGGAAGGAAAAGUCAGUUUCUUCUCGAAAGGGAUUCUCUUUGUUCAUCCUCACUAUGGCAGCGUCACCCUCUCCAAGAACCUCUUCAGUGCUCUGAAGUUUUAUGAUGGAGAUUCUCCUGGCGUAGUGGCGAUUGUGUUUGUGGAGUACAAGAGCUCCCUGCUCACUCACCUGCCUUUCCAGCUUCAUUGUGCCUCCCAUUGUUUGGCUUUUGCAUUGCAGCCCAAGUCUAAGAGCUACAGAAAUUUCUAUUCACUGGUGCUGUCUCCAUGGCAGCAGCAAUCGUCGGACUCCGGCCCUGUGCUCCAGAAUGUGCGGCGUGAGCAGCUCUCGCAGGAGCAGAGAGCCAUACACAUGAGACUCAGUGCACUUUAUGAUGGCUGCUCCUCUCCAGCUGGAGAGCAGCAGAGCCACCUGAAAGCAGUCUGCACAGAGCUGCCUGAGCUGGAGCUAUUUCUGCAGCAUUACGCUAUCAGCACUGUGGGUGACGAGCCAGUGGAUAGAUCCCACCUGCAAGCCCUUUUUCACCAUUCCCAAUCGCCUACCAACUUUCAGGACACCAUGGAGAAGAUUGUUAUAACGGUGAUCAUGGGCUUGCCCAGCAGCCACAAGGAUAAUCUUUGCAACUUCCUAGUCAACCUAAACAAGGAAUUUGGAAGGUGGUUGAUGUAUUGCCAGGCUCCAGACGGCUGUGCCUCCUUCAGCCCUGUGCACUUCCAGCGGUACCUGUCCAGCCUCCUGGAGAGCCAGAAUGGGCGCAGUGCUCGCCACUCCACCUACACACGCAAGAGAGCCAGGCUGCUGGUGCUCACACCAGGAUACACAGAUGCCAUUGAAGUUGUGCAGGCCUUGCAGUCCCACCCCGACCCAGGUGUCCAGUCUGCCUUCACGAUAGGCGCGGUCACAGCUUGUGUGGAUCCCCUCAGCUCCUACAUGGAACACAGGUUUCUUUUCCCAAAACUACUGGAGCAGUGUUCUGAAGGUGUGGUGAGCAGUGUGGUGUUCACAGGCCUGACUGAGGAAAAGAAACACCCGCUGUUGCAGCAAGUCCAGCACCUGGUGAGAGCUGCCAACCCCAGUGCUGUCUUCAUGCUGGCCGAGAAGGGCGCGGUCACCAGGAAUGAAGAUGUGGAGCUGAUUUUGUCCGAAACCAGUUUUUCAGAACCCCAGAUGCUGAGAGCCAGAUACCUCUUGUAUCCUGGCUGGAGCAAAGCCAAGUUUCGAUCUGGACCCACGUUUCCACCGAUUAUCCAGAUGGGCAUCCGCUUUCACCGGCCUCUUGAAAAGCCACACUUCAUGACUAGAUGCAAAGCUUUAAAAUCAUCCUUGAAACCUAAUCCAUUUUCUGGAAAUGUGUACAGCAUUCGGGGGAGAGUCCGAUUUUCUGAUUCCGAGAAGCUGGUAGAUGUGAGCCACAGCACUCUGACGAACAGCCUGAGCCUCCACCCCGUGCAGGAUGGGCCCAGCCCCCCGCCGCAGAGCAGCGAGCUGUGUCAGGAUGGCCCCGACUGCUUCCUGCUCUUUGAGGGCGCUGGCCUGAGUGAGGGCACCCUGAAGGACUGGCUGCGGCAGUGUGCCAAGCAGAGACCUCUGAAGAAGGCCUUGAAGAAGCAUGAGACCUUGACCAUGCAGGAGAUCAAGAACAUCCAUGUGGCACGACACUUGGACCCCCUUCCACCUGGGUACUACUAUAAUGGGACCCAGUUUGUAAACUACUUCGGGGAGAAAAUGGAUUUCCAUCCAUUAAUGGAGCAGUUCAUUGAUGAGUAUGUGGAAGAAGUCAACAAAGACAUCGAGCGCUACAAUCGAGAGCUGGAGCAGCAGGGCUAUAUGGACCUGUUUGACCCCUAGGGGACUCCGUCCGGGUCAGCCACGUCCCAAAGGUCAAUGGUCAUCCACGCAGUGCCACCACCACUCUAAAGGGGGUGUGGGUGGGGAGCUUAAUUGCUUUUGUUACCAUUUUUUCCCUAAUAGCCAUAGGAACAGAUAUCUGUCACUUCAAACCAUAGAAGUCCUGACCUGAUCUGUGCAAUAGUAAAGGUCCACAGAUAUAAAAGAAGAUGUUGUGUUACACUAUCUGGAAUUGAUGCAAUUUUGUAAAUAUGUUUUUGAAAAUGAGUAAUACUGCUGCAGUGAUUACAUAGCUUAGUGUCUUUGAUGUGUAUAGUUAUUAGAGGUUUGUAUUAGGCUUGUAGAACCUUACAUUGAAAUCAUAUUCCAAAACCUCUGCUGGGUUUUCUGAAAAUACAACUCUCAGCAGUUACUUGAUACUGUGUCCUCCUAUUCUGUUUAUCCAAUUGACACUUGUGAGGGAAACAGAUAUAGAUGUUUCAUAGACUAUGGCACUGUGAUACUCAAACCUGGAGGCAUAAUGCCUUCUGUCUAGACUAGUUUGUAACUACUGUAGAAUAAACAGUUAAAACCAAGGAGUGACAUUACAAUUUGGGGAUAAUGAUGAGUGACUUUGCAUAUCUAGCUUAAUGGAGCAAUUCUGUCUGCUUCUAGUACUCAAAAGUUGUCAGUAACACAACAGUGGACUUAAAAGUAAUCUGUUCAGGUCUGGACUUCUUAUCUUGAAACUGUGGUGGGCAAAUUUAGGCUAUUGUCCUUUAGCUAUUGUUGUGUGUUUCCUUUCAGACCUACUGCUAGAUUGACAUUCCCCAAGUAGAAUGUUUGUUUGGACCAACUAGAGCCUUUUUUACCUUCCACAUUCACUACUAUUUGGUAGAAGAUUUGUUGAAGCUGUGUUCCAUUGCAAAAUGUGAGACACCUUUUUUGCACAAAUGUCUGUUUUAGUCAUAGUAGAAGACCAAUUGUUUUUUUGUUUCUGUAUUAUUUAAAAACUAUUUUUAUUGCAUUCCUGAAAGAUACAGAGGGAUGAUGUCUUUGCAGGGAUGCAAAACUACAGUAAAUGUUGCCCCAUCCCAUUUUUAUUCCACACCACACAUAUACGAGCUAAGAGUCCAUGACAUUGGGUAUUAGGGUGGGCUGGGUUUGGGUGGGGUUUGUGUGUUGAGGCUGGAGGUGGUGACUUUGGUAUUCUUUAAGAAUACCUAAAGAAUAUCUUUGUGCAGUGAAGCACAGCAGUAGUAGAAACUGUAAUAGCACGUACUAAAGCUGAUACAUUACCUGUGCUAUGCAUGAGAUGUGUUUAUCUACUGAAAUGAGCACCUUUGUGGCUAAUGUAGCUAGUAAUUGUAACAAAAGGGGGUUAUCAGUGUUAAAAUAACAGCUGAAUUUAUGAGACAGCAAAAUACAGUAACCAUAUUGGAUCUGUUUUAUGGUCAAAUCUUUGUUAUUCCUAGAGAAAAUGCAACUGUUCUUUAGAGGUUAUUAAUUUUUCAUGGAUAAUUUAAGUUUGCAUCAGUAAUACAAUCUAAAAAAUGAUAUGCUGAUACUUGACUGCUACAAAGAGAAAUGAAAACUAACUUUGUACUGUGGAUAGUCUGAAAUCUGAAUGAAUACAUGCUGUCCAUGGAGUAAAGAUAUUGAAGCAAAGUACAGGACAAUAUGUCACCUCACUGGCAGAAUAAUACAUAGGCGAGGCUGUCAUGUGUGAUAGAAUCAGUAUUACAGGAGAUAACUGGUUGCACAAAUGGUUUUGAUUUACUUUUUUACAUCCUUCUCCAUCAGUUGCUACAAUAAUCGUCACGUCUCAGUUCUGCGCUGUUUUGUACUAGCCUAAGUAUCUCUAAUUGAAAUUAUUACGUUUAAGAAAGAGCUACAUUUUCUUUUGGAAGUUGAUCAUAAUUAAGACAGAAAAUGUCUUUUGCACUGCAAGCUGAAGGCAUUUAUCUAGUUCAGUUAAGUCAGCAUUCCAUGAUUACAAAUCUUCUGAGCACUCUCGUAAUAAAACGUUUUAAAUAGCGGCUUCACAGGCUGCUGAAGCAGAAUUUCUAAGUGCCAAGUUAACUCUGCCAAAUAAAGAUCCUUCUGACAAUAAUACCGGUCCCGAAGAUUUGAAGUUUGAGAACAUUGUAAUGCUCUUUCUUAGAAAGCAGAACUUGCAAAUACAUUUGUGUAUUUGGAAUCUGCAGAUGUGCAUGUAUAUAAUGACAUUGUGGAAAACUCCCACAAUUAAUAUCUGACCUUUCAGUUUACCAGGUGUCUGUAUUGCCUCCAAAGCCUUUUAAAGUACUUGAGAUUCAAAUUGUAUAGAAGUCUGAAGGAUUUGAUGUCCCUUGCUUUGAGAGGGGAGCAUAUUAUUUUACUGGCGGCUUAUGUAGGUAUGAUAAAGAUUUGACCUUGAAGCUACAUUUGUCCACGGCUAACUGUAGCAGCCUUCCAUUCCUAGAAAGAGGAGGGCACAAAUUAAGAAUAGAUGUUUGUGACCAAAGAUGCUUCAGCACCAGAAAACACUGCUGGCCCCUUAUUGCCUGUGAACUCCAGAUGUUAUUAUCUGAUCAAGCCAUAUGCUUUAAAGCAGUAGUUGUGCCACGGUUGUCUCUAACUCUAUUGAGAAAAUGCAAAUGAAAAUCCUACAAACCAGUUGUGUCUACUUCCUGGAGGGACAGCUGUCUUUCACAGUCCAUUAAGACCCCCAGGACAAGCAGCCUCCUGGGAGACCCUCCCUGGUGGCUUCUGGAUGUGGGGCAAAAUCACUGUGGUGACACCACACUCCUAUUGGGCUGUUAGCAGCCAAGGACAUUUUACUAAUUAAGCUAUAUAAGCUUUGCUUGUACACCUUCAGAAUACUCUUUAAGGACUGCCACUGUAAGCUAAAACACAGAUAGAUUUUUUCAUCUUUAAGCGCACUGAAUGUUAGCAUAGCUAGCAUGAGAAGCAUACAAGGUCCACUGAGAUCUCGGACUAAUCUCCUGUUGUGUCCAUUUGGCCUUUUCUUCUUCUUGUCCCUCCCAGCUGUCUAACCCUGUAUUCGUGUAUACUUUACUUUGGAAACAUGUUCCUUUGGAUGAAGUUAUGUGAAAAGAGAGGGUUGUCCAUCAGUUUGGCUUGACUGAUUUCUUUGUGGGUCCUUCAGCGUGCCAGGCACAUGUUUGAUUUGUGCUCAGCUUAAAUACCUCAGGAGUAGUUUACUGAAAACAUUUCCCCUUUAUAAUUUGUGUAUUAUUACAAGGACCUUUUAAAACUAUAUUAUUGUUUCCAUGUGCCCAUUUUAAAGGAAAAACAUCCCUUUGUUGAGUGAUAUCUGGAAUAUUUAGUCAGGCAAGUGGUCCUGGUGCUCUAUAAACAGGAUAUCAUUGUCUACAGCUAGGAUUCAGAAAGCACAGAAAACCCAAAGCAGUCAUUCCUAGCAGGCAGAAUAUGUACACGUCACUUCCUUAAAAACGAAGCAGAAAAUGGGACAUGCGUAGGAACUGUGAAUUUAAGUGGGAGUGUGCAUUUCAAUCGUAUCAGUGCGAGAUGAAGACCACCUGAGAGGAACAUGUUACUGAUGCAGUUUAUGCGGUCCUCAAAGGGUCUGAAGGAUUUAUAUUAUACUAUAUAUAUAUUAAAUUAACAAUACAUAAUAGCACAUUCAAACUGCAUGUCUAUUAAUGGUUUAUAAGGUCUAUUUAUUCUCUUUACAUGGCCUUUCACCAAACUGGUACUUUGAAAACAAAAAACAUUUUACAUAUCUGGUGAAGAUUGAAUUACCUCUACAUUAUAUAAUAUUUUUGUAAUGCUGUGAAUUAAAAACUGGGUAUAGAAAUUCCUUUUUCUAAUACAAAUAUGAAACUAAAGGAAAAUUCUGAAAUAAAACAAGCACGCGAGACAUUUCUUUGUUUUCUGUCCAGCAGUGCCUUGGUAAUGGCAAAGCGAGGAAGCUGGAGAUGUGCGUCUCCUGUCUCCCUGCAGGAAUAGGAGCAGGGGCUGUCUCCAAACAGUGUUGGUGAAAGGAGUAUUGAAGUCAUUCUUAAACAAGUGCUAUAAUCAGCUAGAAGUAAAGCUGUGCAGAAUGGAGGCCACUCGAGGGACAAAUUUAUUUCAGAAAUAGCUGCAGGAAGAGUGGAAGCUAUUUCUGAGCCUCUGAUAAGUCUACUAGAAAGCUUCCUGAGGUGCUCCUGUAGCCUGUUGGAAAGGGAUAUAUGUGAUUUGAAAACAGAGUAAAAAAAUGUUAAAAGAGCUUUGGUUUGGACCCUAAAAUGGAAAAGGCUGUGGCCUGCCUGUGAUUGGAGCUGUGUAGCCCCUGUUUGCACAGGAGCCCCAGCACAGACCUCAAGUAGUUGUCCUGCUCUGCCAGCUUUGUUUUUGAUUGUUUUUAACUAAAUGCAUUGUGUUCUUGUUAUCUGGAGGCUAUCGGUCUAGACGCUGAAGUUAUAGGACUAAAAAACAUUUAAUGUGAAAGGGAAAGGCAUUUUUUGAGGAAAAAUGCUUGGUUGAUAAACCUGAGAUGUUCCAGUUUGAGAGUUUACUUUUUCUUUUAAGGGUUGAAUCGGUUUAUAGAAGGGCCAGAAUUAGGAAUAUAUGCACUUUUUAAAGAAAAUUGGAAUUCAUAUAUAUAUAUAUUUCUAAUGUUUUUCAAUCAAUUUUUUUCUAAUUUAAUUUGCAAACAGGUGGCUUGUUCCCAACACAAAAGGCCUCAUUGAACCCGUUCUUACACGGGCAAGAUUGUUGCCAUAGGGGUUAGUGCAUAGAUUUAGAUUGAAAAAGCCACAAUAGUGGAAUGUGGAGUACAUUUCUUCACUUUUGUUUUCAUCUGAAAAGGUUUUUUUUAAUUUGUGAAGCUUUUAAAAACUUCACAAUCUGUGUGAUGCAUUUAUUUCCACAUGGCCAGAAGAGCCAAAGAUAAAUGAGCAAUCCCCCUAGCUAAUAUUUACCAUACCCCCUGGAAGUAAGUGAUGUAUUAACUCAGGUUUGUAUUCUAUGUUACACUUCCUUUCCAUGUGGCUGCCAUGAAAAAACAGAUCUGUCUUAGCUCAAUACCAUAUUGUGGCAUAUUUACCAUGUCAACAACUUUAGUAACACAUUUGAUGCGCCAUCCUAGCACUACCCUAAUCAAACCAUUGUAGGAAGAUUGCUUUCUUCUGUCCUGUUGUCUUGACUGAUCAAGAUCUCCAUUAUUAGUUAUUAGUUUUCUCACCUGAAGGAAACUAAAACAGAUUGAGAUGAGAUGCUUUUUAAGUUUGUCCAGGCAGAUGUUAGCACAAAUCCUUCUGGCUUGUAUAUCUCUUUCCCAUGUCCAGGCUAUAGAUAGUUGCCUCCAAACAUAAGCGAAAAUAUGUUUAAGCUUUGUUGGCUGUUAAAUCAAUAGAACCUUUGAUCUUCAUUAGAAGAACCCCUGUCAACAUCUUUUAGCAUUCAAGAGGUGGUUGUAGAAAUGAGGCUAGUGUUAUUGUGCCUCUGUUCUCUCAAUCUUAACUUUUCUGGGAACAAGCCUACCUGACCAGCAAGAUCAAUCGAGAACAAUUUGCACAAGUGGUUCCAUCCUGAAUGCCAACUGGUUUUGUUGCCCAGACAGGAUGGGCCUUUUCAAAGUCAGAAGUGCUCUGUCAGAAGAUGUUCUGAUUCAAUAAGUUCCAAAGGCUCCAGUUUUUCAGUGGUGACUUUGUAAGCAUAAAUUUAAAAAUACUUACCUCAAUGCUGUAUUAAAAAAUUCAGCCAAUUUGAAAACAAACUUUCAAAUUGAAAAUCUUUACAAGGAAUUCAGGAAAUUAUACUUGUGACUUGAAAAGUGCCAAAAUAUUUUAAUGGUGUUUUUUUCUGUUUUGUUUUAUUUGGUGGUGUUAAUAAAUUUGAAAAAAAAAAUUAAAUUGAACUGCAUUUGCACAAAACUACUGUAACUUCAGUUGAACUGGUUUUCCUGUGACUGAUGCUUUUUUAAUCUUAGAAUUGUAUUUAUUAUACUAAGUAAUCCAUUUUUAAAGCUAUUGUUAUUGUUCUAUUUUCUGUUUAUUUUUGUAUUAUUGAUAGUUCAGCUGUUCUUGAAGGUUUUCCUUCUGUUUUCCACUGUUGUAAUGCAAUUUAAAACCAAUAAAUACACUAGUGUUUCACCGA
This is a messenger RNA of Lepisosteus oculatus (spotted gar), 9692 nucleotides long. RefSeq names its product dynein axonemal assembly factor 9 (gene dnaaf9). Lineage: Eukaryota; Metazoa; Chordata; Actinopteri; Semionotiformes; Lepisosteidae. The record is from RefSeq and is a predicted model, not a curated record.